This is a messenger RNA of Melospiza melodia melodia, 1251 nucleotides long. RefSeq names its product serine/threonine-protein kinase pim-1-like. NCBI's taxonomy places the organism in Eukaryota, Metazoa, Chordata, Aves, Passeriformes, Passerellidae. The record is from RefSeq and is a predicted model, not a curated record. The transcript has 5 exons. Gene Ontology annotation, biological process: protein autophosphorylation. Gene Ontology annotation, molecular function: ATP binding; protein serine/threonine kinase activity. Gene Ontology annotation, cellular component: cytoplasm. Bases 1 to 1251 code for a protein of 416 amino acids.
AUGGGCCGGGCCAUGCCCCCGGCCCGCCCCCGGCCCCGGGCGGGGCUGCCCCGUGCCCAGCCCCGGCCGUCCCGCCGCGGUCUCGCCUCCGCCCGGCUCUGGCUGUACUGGCGGUGGCGCUGCUGGGCGGGCAUCAGUGCCUGGGGCGGGGGCGGCAUCGCCGCCUUUUGCCUCCGCCAGUCCCGACCCCGGCCCCGGCCCCGGCCCCGGCUCCUCCCGGGGCCCGCGGAGCACACAGGCGGCGCGGCCGCUCCCGCCGCCUCCGCUGCGGCUUCCCCGGCCCGAGCUCCGCCGCUCGGCAGCGCGGCCGCCGGCCCCGAGCCUCCCGUGCCGCGUUCCCGGGAGCGAACGCCUGGGCAUGGCCGGCCCGGGGCGGGUGAGGGGCGCUCGGGGGCCCUGGCUGGCCUCGGGCCGAGCGCUGACAUCCGCGUCCCGCCCGCAGGGACGGCGCAGGAGGCCCUGCUGGAGCGGUACCGGCUGGGAUCGCUGCUGGGGCGCGGCGGCUUCGGCAGAGUCUUCGCGGCCACGAGGAUCUCGGACGGCGCCCCGGUGGCCAUCAAAAGGGUGCCACGGAACCGCGUCCGGCACCGGGGCGAGCUGCCCGACGGCACCAGCGCACCCCUGGAGGUCGUGCUGCUGGCCAAGGUGUCCACUGGCUUCCCCGGUGUGGUCCAGCUGCUGGAGUGGCUCGAGCUCCCCAACUGCAUCGUGAUGGUGUUGGAGCGGCCAGAGCAGUGUCAGGACCUGCAGCGUUUCAUUGGGGCACGGCGGUUCCUGCCCGAGGAGGAGGCGCGGGAGCUGUUCCGCCAGGUGCUGGAGGCCGUGCGGCACUGCACCAGCUGCGGGGUCCUGCACAGGGACAUCAAGCCAGAGAACAUCCUGGUUGACCUGGACACCGGGCAGGCCAAACUGAUUGACUUUGGCUGUGGCACCUACCUGCAGGACACAGUCUACACUCACUUUGCAGGAACACUGUCCUACAGCCCCCCAGAAUGGAACGACUUUGGCUGGUACCAUGGCGAGCCAGCUACCAUCUGGUCCCUGGGCAUCCUGCUGCACCAGAUGGUCUGCGGGGAGCACCCUUUCAGAAGGGGCCAGAACCUCAGCUGGGGCCAGCUCCCGCUGCCACAAAGGCUCUCUCAAGAGUGCAAAGACCUGAUCAGGUGGUGUUUAUCCAUGAACUCCUUGGACAGACCCGCACUGGAAGACCUGUUCUGUGAUCCUUGGAUGUGGGAUAUUCCUCUGCCAUAG